Strongylus vulgaris is the source of this 220-nucleotide messenger RNA. Lineage: Eukaryota; Metazoa; Nematoda; Chromadorea; Rhabditida; Strongylidae. The record is from the annotation of a GenBank genome assembly.
UCCUUUUACAAAACAAGCAUUAUUUGCUAGCGUUAAUCACUUCAGAUCCCGAACACCGGCAGCUGAAUUCCGGUACGGUGAACAAACCCGUGCCACUCCGCUGCCCUUGGUAUCCCCUCGUUCAAAAACACCUGCACCGGUUCCCGGUGGACGACACGAAGCUGAAUCAACAACGAUGCAACCUAAUCGAGCACAGACUCUACAGAGAGUAAGAUUAUAA